Messenger RNA from Durio zibethinus, 3846 nucleotides. Its product is annotated as putative multidrug resistance protein. Gene Ontology annotation, biological process: transmembrane transport. Gene Ontology annotation, cellular component: membrane. Gene Ontology annotation, molecular function: ATP hydrolysis activity; ATP binding; ABC-type transporter activity. Lineage: Eukaryota; Viridiplantae; Streptophyta; Magnoliopsida; Malvales; Malvaceae. The record is from RefSeq and is a predicted model, not a curated record.
UCAUUUCUCCUGAAAGGAACAAAGGAUAUGGCAGCCAAAGAUGGCAUGUUUCAAUAUGCUGAUGGGGUAGACAAGCUGUUGAUGUUUUUGGGAACUUUAGGCAGCAUUGGAGAUGGAUUGCAGUACCCUCUUACAAUGUUUGUACUUAGCAAAGUGAUCAAUGAAUAUGGACAUCCUAAUAGCACAUUGUCUAAUGAUACUGUAGAUAAGUUUGCACUUAAGCUGCUCUAUGUUGCAAUUGGAGUUGGACUUUCUGCUUUUGUUGAAGGAAUUUGUUGGACAAAAACUGCUGAGAGACAGACUUCCAGAAUAAGGACAGAAUACCUAAAAUCAGUCCUUAGACAGGAAGUUGGUUUCUUUGACACCCAGGAAGCUGGCUCGUCCACAACAUUCCAAGUUGUGUCAACCAUAUCUGCUGAUGCCAAUGCAAUUCAAGUUGCAAUAUGUGAGAAGAUACCUAACUGCCUUGCAUUUGCUUCAACUUUCUUCUUCUGUCUCGUUGUUUCGUUCAUACUAUCAUGGAAACUUGCCUUAGCAGCUCUUCCUUUCACACUGUUGUUCAUUGUUCCUGGACUUGUAUUUGGGAAGCUUAUGAUGGAUGUGAUAAUGAAGAUGAUUGAAUCCUAUGGCAUUGCUGGUGGGAUUGUGGAACAAGCAAUUUCCUCGAUAAGAACUGUAUAUUCAUAUGUAGCUGAGAACCAAACACUGGAUAAGUUCAGCCAUGCCCUUGAAAAGACUUUGGAACUGGGAGUAAAGCAAGGUUUUGCAAAGGGCUUGAUGAUGGGAAGCAUGGGAACCAUUUAUGUAGGAUGGGCUUUUCAGGCAUGGCUAGGUACUUAUUUGGUUACUGAAAAAGGAGAAAAAGGUGGCUCAGUUUUUGUAGCUGGAAUCAAUGUCAUAAUGGGAGGAUUGAGUGUCUUAGGUGCACUACCAAAUUUAACUGCCAUCACUGAGGCAACUGUUGCUGCUACUAGGAUUUUCGAGAUGAUUAACCGCGUGCCAAAGAUAGAUGCAGAAGAUAGGAAAGGAAAGGCUUUGUCAUAUGUAAGAGGAGAGAUUGAAUUUAAGGGCAUCUACUUUAGUUAUCCAUCAAGACCUGAUGCACCAGUCUUGCAAGGUUUGAAUCUUAGAAUUCAAGCCGGUAAGUCUGUAGGUCUUGUUGGAGGCAGUGGUUCUGGCAAGUCCACAGCCAUUGCAUUGCUUCAAAGAUUUUAUGAUCCUAUUGAAGGAGAAAUUUUCUUGGAUGGAUACAAAAUAAGGAGACUUCAGCUGAAAUGGUUGAGAUCUCAAAUGGGUCUAGUUAGUCAGGAACCUGUACUUUUUGCAACAUCCAUAAAAGAAAAUAUAUUGUUUGGGAAGGAAGGAGCAUCAAUGGAAGAUGUAAUGAACGCAGCUAAGGCAGCUAAUGCUCAUGACUUCAUUGUCAAGUUGCCAGAUGGAUAUGAAACUCAUGUUGGUCAAUUUGGGUUCCAGAUGUCUGGUGGCCAGAAGCAGCGAAUUGCCAUAGCCAGGGCUUUAAUCAGGAACCCUAAAAUCUUGCUUCUGGAUGAAGCUACUAGUGCACUGGAUGCACAAGCCGAAAGACUAGUGCAGGAGGCAAUUGAUAAGGCAUCAGUAGGGAGGACAACAAUCAUCAUUGCUCACCGCCUAUCAACAAUCCGAAAUGCAAAUUUCAUUGUGGUUCUUCAAGCUGGUAGAGUAAUUGAAUCAGGAUCCCAUCAUGAACUAAUGCAAAUGAAUGUAGGAGAAGGUGGAGAAUACUACCGGAUGGUAGAGUUACAGGGAAUGGCAUUGCAAAAUGAAGCUGCUGAUAACUCAAACUACCAAACCGGAGGAAGAAAUCACCACAAGAUGCAUGUUGCACAAAGCCCACUGAGUUACAGAUCAAGUGCUGCAAGUACUCCAGCAUUAAACCCUUUCAGUCCUGCUCUAUCUGUUGGAACACCCUAUUCCUACACCAUCCAAUAUGAUCCUGAUGAUGACAGUGUUGAUGAAAACUUAAAGCAACUAGCUUAUCCUGCUCCAUCCCAGUGGCGUCUGUUGAAAAUGAAUGCACCUGAGUGGGGAAGAGCCUUGAUUGGAAGUGUGGCUGCAAUUGGCUCAGGAGCAGUUCAGCCUAUAAAUGCAUAUUGUGUAGGCUUACUUAUAUCAAUUUACUUCCGCACGGACAAAUCCGAAAUCAAGUCAAAAUCCAGAACUUUGUCAUUCAUUUUCUUAGGCAUAGGUGCUCUCAACUUCAUAUCCAGUCUCCUCCAACACUACAACUUUGCUGUCAUGGGAGAGAAGUUGACAAAAAGGAUACGAGAAAAGUUUCUUGAGAAGUUGAUGACUUUUGAGAUUAGUUGGUUCGAUGAAGAAGAGAAUACAAGUGCAGCCAUUUGCACAAGAUUGGCUACUGAAGCCAACAUGGUUCGUUCCUUUGUUGGGGAUCGAAUGUCAUUGCUGAUUCAAGCAAUUUUUGGGUCUAUUUUUGCUUAUGUAGUAGCACUUAAACUUAGUUGGAGACUAUCACUUGUGAUGAUUGCAGUUCAACCAAUAGUUGUUGGGAGCUUUUAUUCAAGGAGCAUCUUGAUGAAAAGUAUGGCUGGAAAGGCCCAAAGAGCACAAAAGGAAGGAAGCCAACUAGCAAGUGAAGCUGUGGUGAACCACAGAACUAUUACAGCCUUUUCUUCUCAGAAAAGAGUGUUGGGGCUUUUCAAGGACACCAUAAAGGGCCCCAAGGAGGAAAGUGUCAGGCACUCAUGGCUGUCAGGUUUAGGCCUGUUUAGCUCUCAAUUUUUCAACACAGCUUUUUCAGCAUUAGCUUACUGGUAUGGUGGGAGAUUAUUGACACAAGGGUUAAUAUCAUCAGAGCACCUUUUCCAAGCAUUCUUGGUAUUACUAUUUACUGCUUAUGUCAUUGCAGAAGCCGGUAGCAUGACUAAUGAUUUAUCUAAAGGAAGCAGUGCCAUUCGAUCAGUUUUUGCAAUCCUAGACAGGAAAAGUGAGAUUGAUCCUUAUAUUACAGGGGGGAUAGAGAUCAAAAAGGCGAUUAAGGGACGGAUAGAGCUGAAAAACGUGUUCUUUGCAUAUCCAACCAGACCUAACCAAUUGAUCUUUAAGGGUCUGAACCUUAAAAUUGAAGCAGGGAGGACAGUGGUACUAGUGGGACAAAGUGGUUCAGGAAAAUCUACUAUUAUCGGGCUCAUUGAGAGGUUUUACGAUCCAAUGAAGGGAUUAGUAUCCAUAGAUGGACAGGAUAUAAAGAAUUAUAAUUUGAGAAUGCUUCGAGCACAUAUUGCACUUGUCAGUCAGGAGCCAACCCUUUUUGCAGGGACUAUCCGCGAAAACAUUACCUAUGGGAAAGAGAAUGCUAAAGAAUCUGAGAUAAGAAAGGCUGCAAAGCUUGCCAAUGCUCAUGAAUUUAUAAGUGGGAUGAAAGAUGGAUAUGACACAAAUUGUGGAGAAAGAGGUGUUCAGCUAUCGGGGGGUCAGAAACAAAGGAUUGCAUUGGCACGAGCAAUACUGAAGAACCCUUCAAUUCUGCUCCUGGAUGAGGCCACCAGUGCAUUAGAUAGUGUGUCAGAGAGCUUGAUUCAAGAAGCACUUGAGAAGAUGAUGAUCAAAAGAACAUGUGUCAUCGUUGCUCACAGACUAUCAACAAUACAAAAAUCUGAUGCCAUUGCUGUUAUCAAGAAUGGAACAGUUGUGGAACAAGGUUCACACAAUGAACUAGUUUCCAUGGGUCGUGGUGGAGCAUAUUAUUCACUGAUAAAACUUCAGGGUCAAAAUUCUUCUUAUCGGUAAACCUGAAGUUAGGAUCAAUCAUAUACAAUUUUGUAAAUAUGAACAAGGUGAUUGGUUUGC